Messenger RNA from Myripristis murdjan (pinecone soldierfish), 12613 nucleotides. RefSeq names its product spen family transcriptional repressor (gene spen). Lineage: Eukaryota; Metazoa; Chordata; Actinopteri; Holocentriformes; Holocentridae. The transcript is spliced from 15 exons. The record is from RefSeq and is a predicted model, not a curated record. Gene Ontology annotation, molecular function: RNA binding. The coding region runs from base 1 to 10692 and encodes 3563 amino acids.
AUGGUCCGGGAAACCAGACAUUUAUGGGUGGGAAAUUUACCCGAAAAUGUGCGAGAGGAGAAAAUCAUUGAGCACUUCAAGCGAUAUGGACGGGUGGAGAGUGUCAAGGUCCUCCCUAAGCGGGGGUCAGAAGGUGGAGUUGCAGCCUUUGUGGAUUUUGUGGACAUCAAAAGUGCUCAGAAGGCUCACAAUGCUAUCAACAAGAUGGGGGACAGAGACCUGCGCACUGAUUACAAUGAACCAGGCACAAUUCCUAGUGCCGCGAGGGGGCUGGACGAUAGUCUGUCCUUAGGCUCUCGUGGCCGGGAUGUAUCAGGGUUCACGAGGGCGGCAGGGGGGCCGGUGUACGGGCCCCCUGCCUCGCUCCACAGCAGAGAUGGACGCUAUGAACGCAGACUAGACGGAACUGCUGAAAGUCGGGAUCGGGCAUAUGAUCACAGUGCCUAUGGACAUCACGAUCGUCCUGGAAGCAGUUUUGAACGCCAGCGGCACUACGAAACAGACUAUUAUCGUGAUGCCAGAGAGAGGACUCUAAGCACACCUGGGAGUGGGUCUGGUACUUCGAGUGGAAGCAGUACAACAGUCUCAGCGGGAGUUGGUGGAACUAUUGUUGGUGCUGUUGCUGGCAAUACUGGAACAGGUGGAUCGGCAGGGACCGUGACAGGAGGAAGUGGAGGAUCUACAUCUGGUGGAGUAGGCUUCUACCGCUCCCACAGCAGGAGCCCUUGUCGCUUUGAGACGCCAGAGCCUCGCUAUGAGUCUCGUGCCAGGGAACCCUUUACUUUGGCAAGUGUGGUUCACAGGGACCUUUACCGAGAGGAGAGGGGUCGACGUGGGGAGCGUUCAUACCGCCACAGUCGCAGCCGGUCUCCACACUCGACACAUUCGAGAAACCCCUCUCCUCAAAGACUGGUGAGCCAGGCCACCCGUCCUCCACGUUCCCACAGUGGGUCUGGCUCUCGAAGCCGGUCAUCCAGCUCUGACUCAGUCAGCAGUACCAGCAGCAGCACUAGUGGCAGUGAUUCUAGCAGUAGUUCGAGUGAUGACUCCCCAGCGCGCUCAGUGCAGUCUGCUGCUGUUCCUGCACCUUCAGCACUUCCUUUAUCCUCCCUUGACAAGGAUGAACCACGUAAGAGCUUUGGCAUCAAGGUCCAAAAUCUUCCAGUGCGCUCCACAGAUACAAGUCUCAAGGAUGGUCUCUUCCAUGAAUUUAAGAAACAUGGAAAAGUCACAUCUGUACAAAUCCAUGGAGCCUCAGAGGAGCGCUAUGGACUUGUGUUCUUUCGCCAACAAGAGGACCAAGAGAAAGCCUUGGGAGCAUCAAAAGGGAAGCUCUUUUUUGGCAUGCAAAUUGAUGUCACUGCCUGGAAUGGCCCUGAAACAGAAAGUGAGAAUGAGUUUCGUCCUUUGGAUGAAAGGAUAGAUGAGUUUCAUCCAAAAGCCACACGGACGUUAUUUAUUGGAAACCUGGAAAAGACCACCAGCUACCAUGAUUUGCUUAAUAUCUUCCAGCGCUUUGGAGAAAUAGUGGAUAUUGACAUCAAGAAAGUGAAUGGAGCCCCACAGUAUGCCUUUCUGCAGUACUGUGACAUUGCUAGUGUCUGUAAGGCUAUAAAAAAAAUGGAUGGCGAGUACCUUGGCAACAAUAGGCUAAAGCUGGGCUUUGGAAAGAGUAUGCCUACGACUUGUGUUUGGUUGGAUGGAUUAGCGUCAAACACCACAGAGCAGUUUCUUACCCGCCAUUUCUGCCGCUAUGGACAUGUUGUCAAGGUUGUAUUUGACAGAAUGAAAGGAAUGGCCCUCAUCCUGUACAACAACAUUGAAUAUGCACAGGCUGCUGUCAAAGAGACAAAGGGAUGGAAGAUUGGUGGCAAUAAAAUCAAGGUGGACUUUGCCAAUCAGGAAAGUCAGAUGGCUUUCUAUCGUUCAAUGCAGGCAUCUGGCCAGGAUAUUCGAGAUUUUUAUGACAUCCUCUCUGAACGAAGGGAUGAGCGGCGGACUCAGUACGAGUUUCAAGCAGAACGGCCGUAUUAUGAAAAUGUACGGACACCAGGAACAUACACUGAAGAUCCACGUCGCAAAUAUCCUGCAAGAAGUCGUGAGUUCUACACUGAAUGGGACCCAUAUCAGGGAGAUUACUAUGAUCCACAGUACUUUGAUGACCCACGUGAAUAUCGAGAAUACAGAGCAGACCCAUAUGAGCAGGACAUCCGCAAAUACAGCUAUUUGCAACGAGAACGUGAACGAGAGAGGGAGCGCUUUGAAACAGAUCGUGGACGUGAUCAUGGGAGAAGGACAAUUGAGCGUAGCCAAAGCCCAUCUCAUAUUGCCUCUCGUCGUCCUGCCAGCCCCACUGCAUCACCCUCCCUUUCUGAACGGAUACCAAGUGACUCAGAUCGUCGUAUUUGUUGUCGAUCUUCAGAAAGAAGUGGUAGCUGCAGUUCAAUCUCCCCGCCCAGAUUUGACAAGCCUGAAAAAGCACGAGCUGAAAGGUAUAACAAAACUGAUAAGCUUGAGAAGGAUAGAGUUUUUGAAGUUGAACGAGGAAAUGUGGGUGAAAAGGAGAAGCGGGCAGGGCGUAAAGAUCGAGGGGACAAGGAGAAAAAUGAGAAACAGAGGUUGAAGAAGCUCAAAGUGGCAUCACCUGUCAUCCAAACAUGUGAUACAGAACCUGAACAUGAAAGAGAUGUUAGCCCUGAUUCAGCUCUUCGAAGUAAAAAUAGCAAAGUCCAGAAGGAGGGCUCCAGCAAAGGAAGGUUAGACCUUAUGCCUUGUGUGGUACAGUUAACACGUGUUAAAGAAAAAGAGGGAAAAUUAAUUGGUCAUGCUCUUCCAGAAAAACAAAGACCUAGGGGUGGCAAUGACAGUCCUAGGUUGGCAUCACCUUCAGCUGAUCAGAGGAGUCCUCCAUUCCGCUCCGAGCUGCCAAAAAGUGAUAUAAAUAAGCAUGGAAAGUUGCCCAAAGAAAAAAAUAUGGCUAGUAUGGUGGAGGUUGUUGACAAGGAUGCUAAAAUCAAAUGCAAGAGACAUGGAAAAUCUGAACUGGGAUUUGAUGGUGGUGUUGCUGUGGAUAUUGACCGUUUAGCUGCAAGGAAAAGGCGUUUUGAAGACUCUGGGAAAACAGAUCGACAAAAGAGAACCAGCGAGGAGGAUAUUGGUAGACUAGGACUUCGUAAACUAUGGGACAGUGCUAAGGAGACAGACCCUGAUAAGAACCUUGUGUUAAAGGGGAUGCAUAAGAAGGAGCACCGCAAGGACAACUGUGAGAAAAUAGUUUCUAUUAAUAGUCCUAGAGAUGAACAAGACUGUGAAAGAAACUCCAUGAGCCUUACUCUGGAGCGCCAGUCACAACUUGGAGAGCUCACUGAAGAUUCUAUAGAUCAAUUAGACACUCCCUAUCUGAAAAUUGAAUAUGGGGCAUCAAAAAGCCAGAGCACUUCAAGUCUCACAAAGAUAUCAGAUGAUGGCAGCCUUGAUCUUGAUGAAUCAAAAGAUCAACACAAACAGAGUUUGUCUGAAAAUGAAGAAGAGGGCAUAGGGCAGUGCAGAGACCCAAAUGAGGGUGAUGAAGGACCUCUGUCACACAAUGACCAGGCUAAUAGUUGUAAAAAACAAAUGGAACCGUGUCGGUGGCUCCGACUUAAGCUUAGUGAAUCUGAUAAGUUUGCAAAAUCUGAGAGUCCACAAGUUAAUGAGGCUGAAGAAUUUGAUAAGGAUUGUUUGGUUCAUGAUGUAGAAAAAGCAACUCAGGAUGUCACAAAUGAUGAUUUCCCUUCUUGUAAACGUAAAAAAUUGGAGAAUUUUGACUUUGAAAUGGUCACUGCAAAACGAGAGCGCAACUUUGGUGGUUCCCAAAAGUUGAAUGAUGACACAUAUCAGAGUCUUACAUCCUCAGUAGGUGCUGGACACUUUUCUGCAAAUGAGGAAGAUGAAACUGCCAAGAUCUCUUUAUCAGUUAUAAACAAAGAAAGUAAGUCUUCUCCAACAGCAGAUGAUAAAAUAUUCUCACGCAUUGAGUCAUUAAAAUACAAUUUGGACCUGACGGCCGGUCAUUUUCAGUCUCCUGACACAGAGCUUCCAAAGCUUAAGACAACAUUACAUGGAUGUGAUGAGGAUUUACUGCAACGCUGGCAAAGACGGAUCAAGUCUGAUUCACUUAGAAUGGAUAUGACCUUUCCAAGUGGCAUUGUGAAACGUGAAAGCAUCCGCAAGCGGCUUGGGCAUGAUUUGGAGCCUGGAGAGGUGCAGUCAGAUUCAGAUGAUGAUGGAGAAAACAAACAUAACUCUCCGAAGUCCAAUACCUCCCUGUCUUAUAUCCUCAGGGAUAGAGAGGAAAGGAUGACAGACUUGAAGCUUUCAGGCUCCUUAGAGAAGAAUAAGUUUUAUUCUUUUGCAUUAGAUAAAACUAUUACUCCUGAUACAAAAGCACUCCUUGAAAGAGCCAAGACACUGUACUCAUCCAGGGAAGACAAUUGGUCUUUUCUCCCCUCUCGCUUUCCAACCUCCCAUAGUUGUUCAGAUAAGGAGAAAGUUGAGUUAGCACCACGACCUAUUCCCUCCUGGUACUUGAAAAUGAAAAAGAAAAAGAUACGUACAGACUCUGAAGAGAAGGUGCAUGAUAAAAAGGAGGAACUCAAGCCACAAGACCAAGAACGUCAGGAACUUUUUGCCUCUCGUUUUCUUCAUAGUUCAAUCUUUGAACAGGAUUCACGCCGUUUGCAGCAUCUUGAACGUAAAGAUCAGGAUUUAGAGACAGGAGUUGGUAGACCUCUGGCUAAGCCAGGUUCUACUGAGAUGCAGCCUUUAUCUGGCGGGGCUGACAUUCCACAAGAGCCCAUAGUGCUUUUCCAUAGUCGAUUUUUGGAGCUCCAACAACAAAAGGACAAAGACCAUCCUCCACCGGAUACUGAAAGUGUUGCUAUAGUGGUUGAGAUUAAAAGAGAUGAAGCGCAGACCAGUGAUAAUGAACUGUCUAAAGUAUCUGAGCCAGUGUUGAAAGUUGAUGACAAAUCAGUCAGCUCCUCACUAAUCUUAUCAGUUUCCUCAUUUGUUCCUUCUCCUAAAGAGAUGUCUUCACCAGAAAGGAAAGAAGUUAUAACUCCAUCCUCGGAUCACUCUAUGUCUGUUCAAGAAGAAAAAGGAGAAAAUGUCCUUGAGGCAUCCCCAUCGCAGUCUUCUCCUGUGGAAGACUUGAAACCAGUUGCUCCUAAGCUAACUAUAACCCCUCCACCAGUCCUUUCAGAGCCAGAAACCAAAAUUGAGUCAAAAGUGGAGUUAAUUGAAGCCAAAGGGAAUAUGGGAAAUAGUUUGGUUGUGGGACAUAACCCUCUCUUGGAUGAUAAGCCUCCUACUCCUGGUGGUUCCUUAAGUAGUUUUGAGGCAGAGACUGCAGAACUCCCUUACUCUGAAUAUCCAAAGCUUGCAGAAAAAUCUGAAAUAAUUAAGACAGAACUUAAAACAGAGAUUCAAGAAUCAAAACACUUUGAGGAAUCUCAUAAAACUGAGUCAGACAAUGAUGUAUAUAUGCCAGAGCUUGAGGCUGAAAUAAAACCAUUACCAAGCCGCAAACAGCCUAAAAACAAAAGGGCAAAGCCAGCUGUGUCGGUAUUACGUACUCCACAACCUUCCCAAAUUGCUGCCACUGAGAAACCUGCAACUCGAAAGAGUGAACGGAUUGACAGAGAGAAACUCAAAAGGGCAUCAUCUCCUCGAGGAGAGAUGUUAAAAGCAUCAUCUGAACCUAAAACCACAUCCAAGUCACCAAUUCAUGCUUCAGAUUUUGAACAAAAUCUUGAGUCAAGCUUGAUCCAUGGGAGGACACGUCGCAGAAAUGUACGCUCAGUUUAUGCCACACUACAUGAGGGAGAGCAAGCAGGCAAAGAGGCAAUUGAGUCAUCACGUUCUAUGCGGAAACGUGGUGCUGAUAAAGAACAGAUGCAGCAAGAUGUUCAGAAUCCAUCUGCUAAUACAAGACGAGGUCGCCCACCUAAAAGGGGAGCUAAACGGGGGGAAGAUGUAUCACCGGUAAAAGGAGAUCAGCAAAAAAUGAUGGAAGAAGACAUAGAUACAAGAGAAACUUCAACCACUGUGGAGGUGCUGAAAGCCACUGAGGGAUGGCGUUCACCCCGCACUCAAAAAGUGCAACAACCUCAGCUCACUUCAUGUGCUGGAACCUCAGUUAACAAGAAAGCAAAUAGAAUAGAGAAACAAUCUGGAAGUGCUACGCCACCAGCUGAAGAAGCUGUUGAUCUAGCAAGUAUUGAUGAAUCAGAGAUUCAAUCUAAAGUUGAUUCUGAACUUGUUGGUAAAUCAGCAGAAAAGGAAGAAAACCCAAACUCCCCUGUGCACAGAAAGGAAAAAGAAUUGAAAGAUCACAGUGGAAAGAAAUCUGCUGAUCGGGAUAUUGAAAGAGUAGACCCCAUUCAGUCAGAGAGGACACAACAGCCUGAAAAGAGUGUUAAAAUUAAAACCCCAAGGUUGAAAAGAAAUGCUAAGCAGCUCAUUGAAGAUAAAUCACACAGCCUAAAAAAUCUUGAGAUCCGUGUAAGUGUUGAUGAUGUGAAAGGUUUACUUCGCUCAGAGGAAGAUGAGCAUGAGUCAUUUGAAGCUGCUACUAUUACAAAAACCAAACCAGGAGUACAAGAGAAUGAAGAAACAAAGACUAUAAGUUUCCCGAAAGAGGAUAAACAGCUCAGUGUACAGCAAAAGGAGGAAACUAUGUCAGAACCUGAACCUCCUGCUGAUCCAGCUGCUGCUCUUUUAGCACGGCAGAUGGAACUGGAGCAGGCAGUUGAAAAUAUUGCCAAACUUACAGAAGAGCAACCACCUCGACCAUAUAAGGAACCACCUUCAGCACGACCUACAUUGCUGCCUCCAGUGGUAGUGGAGCCAGAGAAUGAAGUUGAGGAGGAAAAGCGAGCUAAUCCUGCAAGUGAAACUGAACUUGCAGCUGCUAUUGAUUCCAUUACAGCUGAAGAUAUAUCUACAGAUGCAGAUGGAUUCACAGCUCCUCCUCCGUACACUGCUCUCAUUCCUACCCCUGAACCCCUGAUAUCACCCUCUUCCAAUGAGAUAAUGGAACCAGAGACACAUAUGGCAAUUAAUAAUAUUCUUGCAGCUGACCCGGAUGAUGGGUCAGUCAUAGCAGAGUCCAAAGCAGCUGACCCACAUGUUGUUGUGCCUGAGGAUCCCCCUCUACCUGAAACACCCAAAAAAGUAGGGAAGGUUCGUGCAAAGACUCCAAAGAAGUCAAGGACUCGCAAAGGUGCAGCUAAUAAGAAGGGCGACACUGCUGAAGAUGUUUCAGAGCCAGAGCCCUCUCCAGUCAAGUUACCUGAGUCUAUCCCAGAAGACUUAGAGACCAUCAACUCCAAAGCUGUUACUGUUACAGCUGGAGCAGCACCAGCAGGCUCAGUGGUCACUGCUGUUGCAACUUGUAGGCGUGAUGUUACAAGUGCUAUGACAGUGGACACACCUAAGGAGGCAGAACAGCCUGCAGUUGAACAGCCUGUACCCAAGGAAUCUGCCUUUCACUCAGGCACAAGCAACAUUUCCAACUGUAAAAAAUGUCCCCAAGCAGUGGAGCCAUCCACCCCUUCUCUUGCCCCUUCUCCAGCCCACCCACCACCUCUAUCCCAAUUCAGUGUACCCCUACCACGCCCUGGCAAAUUGUCUGUCUCCCCAGACUGGCUUCCUAGAUCUGAAGAAAGUCGAAUAUAUGUUGCUCCUUCAUCUCAUGUUACGGUGGUAACUCCCUCUGCUCCAGCAGUAGCUGCACUUGGAACACCUUCAGCCAAUCCACCAAUGCCUCCUGACACCAAGGCUUCAGAUAUUGAUCCUAGCUCAAGCACCUUAAGAAAAAUUCUAAUGGAACCUAAAUAUGUGUCUGCAUCAAACAGCAAUGCUGUACCUACCACUAUGGUAACAUCUGUAUUAUCCGACCCUUCACGAAUGUCGGAGAAUGAAAUUUCAUCUGACACAUCAGGUUUAAGACAGUUGCAUCCUGAAGAAAGAGCACUUCUACCACAACAACCCCCACAUCACAAACCCUCUCCGCUUACAGAGUCCCAGCAUAACUGUGGAGAGAAAACCCAGCAGUCAGUCAUUUCAUCUCCCACUACCUCAGUAAUAAGUCGAAUUCCAAUGCCUUAUGACACAGAAGAAACACCACGGAUUUCCCUAAGCAACCGAAAUAUUGGGCUGUCUAUUCCCAAGCAGAAAUUUAGAUCAAACUCCAAUGAGAAUAGCCGCUACCAUGUAGUGGAUACAGUAGAAGAUGUAACUAGAGGGCGCUCUGUUGUUGAGUCAACACCCUAUAGCACAGGCACCAGUCCGGGCCUUAGGGUCAAUACAUCAGAAGGUGUUGUUGUUCUGAGUUACUCGGGUCAGAAAACUGAGGGGCCUCACAGAAUGAGAGCUAAAAUUAGUCAGAUUCCCCAAGCUAGUGCUGGUGACAUAGAGUUUCAGCAAUCUGUGUCUAAAUCUCAGAUUAAGCAAGAGCCAGUGACCACAUUAUCCCAACCCCACACACCAAAAGGACCCCCAAAUCCUGCCACUUACGGACACACAGGGGUCCUGUUGACUGGACAGUCUUAUAACUCCCAACCUGUCAUCUCCAGUACCAAGCAGGAGAGUCCUGGGCCUGACAAAUCUGAAGCCAUGUAUCACACAGGAUCCCAGGGUGGGGUGGUAAAGAUGUUCCAACAGUCAGUUAGUACUCCCCAAGUGUUGAUGUACAACCAAGCUGUAAUACAGCAGCAUGGAAAAAGAGGAUCAGGAACCGAACCUCUACCAAAAAAGAUGGAAAUGGCCAAGACUGCUCAGCAAUCUAACCUCAGCCCCGUCAUGAGCCCACAUCACCCAUCAUUAUCUGGAACCCGCAUGAGCCCCAGCCCCGGCAUUCCAACUGAUCGGGCAGUUCCGCACCUAAAGCAAGAACCCCAGUCUCCACGAACAGCUGUUCACUCCUCUUCACCCUUUGCCAAAGCCUGUCCUCCUAGUAGUUCUCCCAUUGGAACGUCUGUGGUUUUGGGUCCUGGCAUGCCCCCUAUGUCUCCAUAUCACUCUAGUGUGCAUCAUCCACACGCAGAACAGUCGUCUGUCAUAAUUCAGCCUCAUAGUGUCACUCAGUCAAUUGCACAUGAGGUCAGGUUGAAUACCCCACCAAUAUCUGGAGUUAGCUAUGGAAGACGAGCUGAAUCCCUGCCAUCUCCUCACCCAGGGCCUACACAGCGCUCAAACACACCUCAGCCCAAUGUAAUUCGAGACAUGGUGCUGCAGUCUCACUCAGGCCCCCAGGGGUCAGUGCCAGGUAGUGGUGGCAGCAGUGGAAAUGAAGAGGAGCCUAGACAUUUUAACCAAGCCCUCAAUAGGUCCUCUGUGCCCCAGCUCCAGUCAGAUGUAAUGAUGAUGCAAAGUGACCACCGAGGGCUACACCCAGGAAUACGCUUGGACCAAUACAGAGACAUGCACCAGCGCAUGCUCAUGCACCAGCAACUGGGAGAGCAGGCCAUUGCAGAGGCACGACAGUCUCGCACCCCAGAGGCUGGCACAACUUCAUCUAACAGCAUCUCUGGGCCAUCCAAGAGUCCUGUUGUGGGAAAAAACCUGCCACUGACCGCAAGGGAGUCUCCCAAACCACUGGAAGGGAAGAUGUCUCACCCACCUUCUACUGAGAGUAGGAUCAUGGGAGUCCAUACUUCAAGUCCUGUUAUGGUGUCCCCUCACCCUCAGGGUGUUCAGCUGAUGCAUCCAGGAAGGUAUCGGGACAUGCGCAGUUUUCCCUCACAGUUUUCAGGACAUCCUUCGAUGGGGCUGAACCUGGCUAACCGAGGCAUAGGACCAUCACAGGUCCCUCCAGAUGCAGAACUGGGUCACAGGGGUAAAUUGUCUCAGUCACGUGUGGGAGGAAGUGACCCUAAGCCUGAGAAUUCCCACCUUCGCCAUGGUUCUUCUAUGGAUCUUUCACACUUGUCCCGAAUGCCAAGGGAUACAGCCUCACCUUCGUACCCAUCUCCCAUGACUUCACCUGUGACAUCCCCCAUGGCACUCUCUCACAAAUCAGAUGCAACUGUCCAGAAGGGACCUGGAGCCUUCCUGCAAACACCUCCACCAGCACUGCCCCCAUCAAGUUCAUCACAGCCACGACCUGAUGUCAAGCUGGAGCAUUCAGGCCAUCGUUCCGUUGACAUGGUGCAGCUUUUAACGAAAUACCCAAUUGUAUGGCAAGGCCUGUUGGCACUGAAAAAUGACCAGGCUGCUGUCCAGCUGCACUUUGUUUCUGGCAACAACAUGCUGGCCCAGCGCUCCUUGCCACCCCCAGAAGGAGGUCCUCUUCUCCGUAUUGUCCAGAGAAUGAGGCUAGAGGCCUCCCAGCUGGACAGUGUGGCACGCAGAAUGACUGUGGAGAAUGACUACUGUUUGCUGCUGGCCUUACCCUGUGGUCGAGACCAAGAAGAUGUCCUUAAUCAGACGCAAGCACUCAAAGGAGGCUUCAUCACCUACCUGCAAACCAAACAGGCAGCUGGCAUCAUCAAUGUCCCCAACCCUGGCUCCAAUCAGCCAGCUUAUGUGGUGCAAAUAUUCCCGCCAUGUGAAUUCUCGGAGAGCCACCUGUCACGCAUGGCCCCGGACCUUCUGAACAGCAUCUCCAGCAUUUCCCCUCACCUCAUGAUUGUCAUCGCCUCUGUGUAAAUUUUUUUUUCCUGAACUAAGCCAACACCAGCCUUUUUGGAUUCAUCCGGUUUUGAAAACUGGGAAUGCCUCAUAUUUUAAUGGGUUUGACCUUUUAUAUUGUUAAUUUAAGCAUGCACUCACUUCUUCACUUCACCAAGUCCUUAAGUCACCCAUCCACCAGUAAUUCCAAAACUCUGCCUUUCUAGAGCGCAUAUGAAGGGUGCCGUGAGGAUUUUUGAUGAUCAAUUUUCUGCUUGCUCAUUUCAAUUUGCCAACUUCUGAGGUGUUGUGUACAGCAUCUUGUAUUUCAAAGCAUUCAAAGGGGAUGAAGCAGUGGAUUAUGACCUUCUUAAGGGAUGUUCAUACUUUCAUAUUAAUGAUGAUUGUGGAUUUUUUUUUUUUUUUUUUUUUUUUUUUGAGUACCAAGCUGAUCAGUCAUUGCACUAUGUUGAGGGAAAAAAUGAAAUUGUGAACUUUGUACAGAUUUGCCUAAAAAUGAUGCGUUAUGAAAUUAUUACUCCAGUGAUCAUCCAUGCUUGCGCAAGAGAAGAAAAUCUUUGCCUGGGAAACGAUCGAGAAUCAGUCAGAUCAAUCAUCACACUGCUUUUGCUCCUUCAUCAUCCGCCAACUUCUACUUCAUUUCCAGAGUCAACUCUCUAUCCCCUAGUGUUCCUUCCCCUAGGAACUCAUGAGGGGACAUUAAGAGUUGUACAGUUUACACUCAAUGCCUCAACAGGGGACUAUGUAGAGAAUAUUUAAUUUGUUUAUUUUUGUUUUCUUUAAACCUAAGGGUAUUGUGGACAAUUGUGAAACUGUAAAUAUUAUAAAUAUUUAAAGACUGAAGCGAUGUGUGGAGACCAAGUGGAUUAUUUUCAAGACAGAUUGUGAAAUUUCAAUGUUUUCUUUCUUUCUUUGGGCAGGGGGGAGGAGGGGCACGGUGGGAAGGAUCCCUACACGAUCCAGGAGUGAUAUUCUCAAAAAAAUAUUUUUUAAAUCGAUUCUGUGCCAAAACAUCUUUUGCAAAUGAUAAACAAACGCAAUGUAUCAAAAAAAAUUGAUCAGAACCUAUUUUCAUAUGUGACUUUGUAUUUGCCACUCAGAGGGCAGACUUGAUUCCCUUUUUUUGGUAUUCUUCAUUUACCUAACUGUUACUACAGCGCUAUUACAUUAUGAAAUCAUAUCCUCAUUUUGAAGGAACAGUUGUAGAGGUUGAAUUGCAGUUCUCUGUUUACCAUACUGGUCAAUGUAUUCCUGUGUUUCCCUCUCAUUGAUGUUGUCCUCUACUGCCCCCUGCUGUUUGUCUGGACGUCAUCCUUCAGCAUAUUAUUGACUGCAUCCUGCGGUCAGUUAGGCAAUGGCUUCACAACCGUUGAGCUAUAGCAUGCUUUAUUUCGAAAUCAUAGAGUAAAGUAAAAUCAUAAAGGCGAAGAAUGUGACUUGAACUUGAAAUCAUGCCGUUAAUGGAUGUGUUAAUUGUCUGUUUCCAUCCCUCUUCUUAACUAUUGUCUCCUUGAGCCAAGCUGUAAAUACUUAUGUCCUCAAUCUGUGCUCUUGUGUAGUUUUUCCCCUUUAUAAGUGUCUCUCUUCAGGGUCCUUAUUUUUGUUUUGUACAACAAAACAAAGCAGUCUGAAAGAGACAAAAGCUAGGUGCGUGAAACCGAUGCUGAAAGUAAACCAUGCUUGUCAGUUUUGUGGUGUAAAUAUUUCUAUGACUGCAGGCUGAAUACUCUCAUGGUUAUGUUGAAGGCACUUCUAAUUUUUGAUAAACAGAUGAGAAGAAAACAACUUAAAGAAAACGGUGAUUAAUCUGAAAACUUUGUCUUUUGAUCAAUCCUCAUUUUAAGUGUAUUUUGCGGUUCCUCCAUGAGGACAUUUUAAACUGUAAAAUAAAUGGUUGUUUAACAUACUUCUACAGAUCAUUAAAUGGUCCAUCACUCUG